Messenger RNA from Haliotis rubra (blacklip abalone), 2028 nucleotides. Its product is annotated as probable proline--tRNA ligase, mitochondrial. The transcript is spliced from 13 exons. Gene Ontology annotation, cellular component: mitochondrion; cytoplasm. Lineage: Eukaryota; Metazoa; Mollusca; Gastropoda; Lepetellida; Haliotidae. The record is from RefSeq and is a predicted model, not a curated record. Gene Ontology annotation, molecular function: proline-tRNA ligase activity; ATP binding. The coding region runs from base 184 to 1590 and encodes 468 amino acids. Gene Ontology annotation, biological process: prolyl-tRNA aminoacylation.
UGAAAGUAAUAUAAGUGUCCACUUCCGUAUUAAGAAAAUGCUCACAUGUGCGAUGUCAAAUAUUGUUAAUCUUAAACAAUAGUUAUUUUUUUAUUUCUUAUGUUAGGCAGGUGACGUCUUUAUAGAAAUACUACAUAGUGCAGACGUUUGUAUUUGCUGUUGAGGACGAUAAUAAGUGUCGAAAUGGCUCACCUCAGUCGUGAACGAAUUUUGUGUAAAAUGAUUUCGUCUGCUUCAGUCAUUACACAGACCAAACGAUGUCUCCACAACAGGAGAUACAUCACAAAGAUGUUCCAGAAUUUUGGGAAAGUUCAACCAGCAGAGACAGAGUUUACAUGCUCGAGUCAGAAGUUAAUGUUGUACAAUGAAGUCAUACAGUCCUGUCAUUCUGGAACUUAUCACAUGCUGCCCCUGGGACUGAGGGCACUGGAGAAACUCAUAAAGAUCAUAGACCAGGAGAUGCAAGUAAUUGGUGGUCAGAAGAUUGCAAUGCCAACUUUAGCGACAGCUGCAGUAUGGAAGAAAUCAGGUCGAUGGAAACAGACUGGUGCUGAGUUAUUCAAAUUGAAAGACAGACAUGGUAUAGAAUAUUGUCUGGGUCCAACACAUGAGGAACUGGUGACGGAUCUUGUUUCUUCGGUAUCACCAGUGUCAUAUAGACGAUUACCACUUUUACUGUAUCAGAUUACAAGAAAGUUCCGAGAUGAGAUGGCUCCAAAGUAUGGACUACUAAGAGGAAGAGAAUUUGAAAUGAAAGAUAUGUACACCUUUGAUGCUACAGAGGAAUGUGCCAAGGAAACCUACUACACUGUAUGUGAGGCUUACAGUAAAAUAUUUGACAGACUUGGAGUUAAAUAUGUGAAGGCUGCUGGAGACACUGGAAACAUUGGGGGGACGAUUUCACACGAGUUUCAUCUGCCAGCGGAAGUAGGGGAGGACACUUUACUGGUGUGUGACAGAUGUGGAUUUUCUUCAAAUAUUGAACUCCUAGAAAACUAUGUGGAGAGUGAUUUUAAAAGCUUCUGUCCAAACAAACAGAAUGACUGUGAUAUGAAGAAAUCACAUGGCAUAGAGGUUGGGCAUGCCUUUCUGCUGGGAAGCAAAUACUCCUCUGUGUUUGGGGCAAACUGUCAAACCAAGAUGGGCCAAAUGGAACCAGCACACAUGGGAUGCUAUGGGUUGGGAGUCACCAGGAUCCUACAAGGAUGUAUAGAGGUGUUAUCGUCCUCCAAACAGAUCCACUGGCCGGCUCUCAUAGCACCGUACCAAGUGUGCAUCAUACCUCAAAAGGAAGGAUUUGAGGCAGACACCUUUUUCAAACUUGCCGAGGACUUGAGUGACCAACUCAACACUAUGACAAACCUGUCAGGGGAGGUAAUCAUUGAUGACCGCACACAUAUGACCGUAGGGAAACGUUUGUACGAGGCACGGAGACUGGGUUACCCCUACAUCGUGGUCAUUGGGAAGAAGGCCCUGGAGACAGAAGCUCAGUAUGAAGUAAUCCACACCCUGGAACAAGAGCCCAUCUUCCUGUCAAGUGACCAGCUACAGCAUUGCAUGGCAUCAAUAGACACAGUCCCUCUAUUAUGAAGCCCUCAGUAAUAGUAGAUAGGCUGUGAUCCAAAUGGCGAAUAGAUACCAGUCCAUCUGUGCUAAGUUAUUGCCAAAGUACAAGCUGGCGUUAGUUGCAACAGGAGGGGCAGUAUCUUGGCAAGAACAUGACUCUUCAGUUCCUAGCAGCAGAACAAAGUGUUGCAGCAUGAGACAUGGCAAUGUUAUUAGAGAUAUAAGCUGUAAUACAUAACAUUUGUUUAUCUUGGAGGAGUCGAACAAUAUUUUUCAACAAUUUAUUUCAAGGCAUUCAGCAUGUCCUAUCAUAAAGUUUCUUUUCAUAGACAAUGCUUUCGGAGUAUCUUUGUGACAAAAAACAUUUUAUUGUGAACAAAACAAUAUUCUCCCUCAGAAUACCUUACAGCAUCCCUCAGACACUUUAUGCCAUCAUUGAUUACUUGUUCAUGUGAUUCGAGG